CGCGGGGGGCCUGCUCGCGGCCGCCCUGCUGCCGCUGUGCGCGCGCCGGGCCGGCAGCCGCGCGCGCCGCGUCGCCCGGCGUGCGCGGGGCGGGGAAGGGGCCACCCGCGUGGUCGAGCUGCCCGAGGGCUGCAUGGUCGGCGACGUCUCCGAGGAGUGCGUCGGGCACUGGGCGCGGCCGUGCUCCGAGCUGACCAUCGGGGUGCUCCGCGAGACGGCCAAGCAGGCGGGCACCUCCGAGCCGGAGAAGCGGGUCGCGGCGACGCCGGCGUCCGUGAAGAUGCUCCUCGGCGAGGGCUACAGCGUGGUCGUCCAGGCGGGCGCAGGGGUCAACGCGGACAUCUCCGACGCGGAGUUUGAGGAGGCGGGGGCGACGGUGCUGCAGGGCGCGAAGGCCGUCGCGAACGCGGCGGACAUCCUGUUGAAGGUGAGGCCGCCCACGCUGGGGGAGGUGGGCAUGAUGAAGGAGGGCACUGUGCUCAUGAGCCUCAUCCAUCCUGCGCAGAACAAGGAGCUGGUCGCGAAGCUCCAGGCCAAGAACAUCACCUGCUUUGCCAUGGACCAGAUGCCCAGGACGCUGAGCCGGGCCCAGUCGUACGACGUGCUCAGCUCGAUGGCCAACAUCGCGGGCUACCGUGCCAUAGUCGAGGCCAGCGGCCGCUUCGGCCGCUUCUUCGCCGGCCAGUUCACAGCGGCUGGCAAGGUCGAACCGGCGAAGGUGUUGGUUAUCGGCGCGGGGGUGGCCGGGCUGGCUGCGAUCCAGCAGGCGCACAACAUGGGCUGCAUCGUGCGCGCGUUCGACGUGCGUGCCGCCUGUAAAGAGCAGGUGGUGGCGGCCGGGGCCGAGUUCCUGGAGGUCAAGAUCGAGGAGGACGGCUCGGGCGAUGGCGGCUAUGCCAAGGAGAUGUCCAAGGAGUUCCUGGAGGCCGAGAUGGAGCUCUUCCGGUCGCAGUGCGCCGAGUGUGACAUCGUCAUUACCACGGCCCUGAUCCCUGGCAGGCCAGCCCCCAAGCUGAUCACCAAGGCCCACGUCGACGGGAUGAAGCCUGGCAGCGUCAUCGUGGAUCUGGCCGCCGAGACGGGCGGGAACGUGGAGACUACUAAGCCCGGACAGGUUUACGAAUACAACAAGGUGACCCACGUCGGCUUGUCGCUCUACGAGCACAUGCCCAGCCAGAUGCCUGCGCAGGCCUCCUUUCUGUUCGGCAACAACCUGGCGAAGUACAUCCUGAGCAUGGGUCCAAAGAAGCACUUCUACAUCGACUUCGACGACGUCCCCACACGCGGGGCGCUGAUCACCAUGGGCGGGGAGUCGAUGUGGCCGUGGAGCCCGCCGAAGCCGGCGGCGCCGGCAGCGCCUGCAGAGCCGGAGGUUUCGCCAGAGCCCUUGGCCGUGGAGCUGAGCCCAGAGGAGCAGUCCUUCCAGAGCUCCGCCUACUCCGCUGCCGGGGUGUCCGCUGCGGUGGUCCUGCUCCUGCUGGCCGGCGCCGCGGGCCCCGCCAUGACGCCGAUGCUCACCACGCUGCUGCUGGCGCUCAUCGGGGGCGCACAGGUGGUGUACGGGGUGGCGCCGGCCCUCCACUCGCCGCUGAUGUCGGUCACGAACGCGAUCUCUGGGCUCACCGUCGUGGGCGGCGUGCUGCUCAUGGGCGGCGGGCUCCUCCCGGAGACGCUGCCGCAGUGGCUCGGGGCGGCCGCCGCGCUCAUCUCGAUGGUGAACGUGGGCGGGGGCUUCGUGAUGACCAACCGCAUGAUCGGCAUGUUCCAGCGGAAGGGCGACGUGCCCCAGUUCGCCGAGCUGUACGCGGUGCCGGCCGCCCUCUUCGUCGGCCUCUACGUGGCGGGGUGCCAGCUCGGGUACUUCGACCUCGCGGCCGAGAGCCAGAUGGUCUACCUGAUCGCCUCGGUCAUGUGCGUCGCGGCCAUCGGCGGGCUCAGCUCGCAGAGGACCGCGCAGUUCGGCAACGCCAUGGGCGUGGCGGGCGUGGCGGGCGGCCUCGCCGGCACCGUCGGGCUCGUGGUCGCCUCGGGCGCGCCGGCCCCGGUGCUGAUGCAGAUCGGCGGCACGCUGGCGGCGGGCGCGGCGGCGGGGGGCGCUGUGGCGUCGCAGGUGGAGAUCACGGCCCUGCCGCAGCUGGUGGCCGCGUUCCACUCCCUCGUCGGGGCCGCGGCCGCGCUCGCGGCGGUGGCCUCGGCUCUCGGGGCGGAGGCGGGGGCCACGGACAGCAUGCACGUGGUCUCCGAGUACCUCGCCGCCGGCAUCGGGGCGCUGACCGUGACGGGCUCCGCGGUGGCCUUCGCGAAGCUGCAGGGGCUGGUCCCUGGUGCUCCGCCGAAGCUGCCGGGGGGCUCGGCGGCCUCCGCCGUGGCGCUGGCCCUCUUCCUGGGCGGGCUGGCGGCGCAGCUGGGCCCCAUGCCGGGUGUGGAGAUGCUGCUGGCUGGCGCCGCCUCGGCAGGGCUGCUCGGCCUGCUGGUCACCUCGCAGGUGGGGGGCGCAGACAUGCCCGUGGCCAUCACGCUCCUCAACAGCGCGUCGGGCUGGGCGCUCACCGCCGAGGGCUUCGUCCUGGACAACACCCUGCUGACCAUCGUCGGUGCUCUGAUCGGCUCUUCGGGCGCCAUCCUCAGCCAGAUCAUGUGCGAGGCCAUGAACGCGAACCUCCUGGACGUGCUGGGCGUCACGCGGAAGGAGCAGGUUGGUGGCGGCUCCACCUUCGAGAUCGAGGGCGAGGUCACGACGACGAACCUGGACGCCGUCGCCGAGCAGCUCGUCUCCGCGAAGAAGGUGAUGAUCGUGCCAGGCUACGGCGUUGCCGUCUCCAAGGCCCAGUACGCGAUGGCGGACCUCAUCGCGACGUUGACGAAGGAGGGCGUGGACGUGAAGGUCGCCAUCCACCCCGUGGCCGGGCGUAUGCCUGGGCAGCUGAACGUGCUGCUGGCCGAGGCGGGCGUGCCGUACGACCAGGUGAAGGAGAUGGAGGAGAUCAACGACCCCAGCGACUGGGGGGACGUCGACGUCUCGCUGGUGGUCGGGGCGAACGACACCUGCAACGCCCUCGCGGAGGACGACCCUGGGAGCCCGAUCUACGGGAUGCCCGUGAUCCGCGUGUGGCUGGCGAAGAGCUGCGUCGUGAUGAAGCGCUCCCUCGCGACGGGCUACGCCGCCCUGGAGAACCCCGUCUUCUACAAGGAGCCUGCGGGCGCUCCGUGGCCGCACCGUGGCUGGAAGCAGGGGGGGCUGCGAACGGGCCAGCGCCGGUCUUGUUUUGAUCGGCCAGUUUCGGGCCUGUCCCCGUCUUGCAGGGCACCCCACCCCCCCUGA
Messenger RNA from Prorocentrum cordatum, 3322 nucleotides. Lineage: Eukaryota; Dinophyceae; Prorocentrales; Prorocentraceae. The record is from the annotation of a GenBank genome assembly.